AUGGCAUUUGCGGAGAGAAGGCAUCCGGAGACUUCUACAUUUCAUCUUCCUCACGGUGAGAUUACCAUCACUUUUGAUGAUGUGGCAUGCCUCCUGCAUCUACCUAUUAGGGGUAUCCUUCUUGGUCACGGUAGGCUGAGGAAGGAGGAAGCAAUGGAGAUGUUGAUUGUUGAGCUGGGGGAUGAUCCUGAUGACACGCUUGAGGAGGUGGAGAGGACCCGCGGAGCCCACGCCAGGUUUGGCUUCUUACGGAAGAGAUAUGAUGUCGAGCUUCUUACGGCACAGGAGACUGUUGGUGACGAGGUAGAGACGGAUAUACACAAAGAGCGGGCACUGAGACAUUACUUCCUAUAUUUGAUAGGCACUCAGCUCUUUGUGGACACGAGUUCUUCGUACACAGACGUCGUCUACCUGACGUACUUAUCAGAUACAACAUGUAUCCAUGAGUACAACUAG
Molecule: messenger RNA, 456 nt
Organism: Vicia villosa (hairy vetch)
Lineage: Eukaryota; Viridiplantae; Streptophyta; Magnoliopsida; Fabales; Fabaceae
Product: protein MAIN-LIKE 1-like
Exons: 1
Coding region: 1-456 (151 amino acids)
Source: RefSeq, a predicted model, not a curated record